ACACUGAAGAAGGUGGCAGAGACUAUAGACUACUAGAGUCUCUAGAGAGAAAAAAAAAAACUACAUUUUAUCUUUGUUCUCAAAUUUUCUAGGGUUUCUGUUUUCUAUCAUCUCUGCAUUCUCGCUCUCUUCAAGCUUGUAUUUUGAAGAGAAGUGUCUUUGUGUGUCCACUCAAUGGCUUCUUCCGAUGAAGAGGGUGAAAUCAUCCCAGAUUGCAUCACAAAUUACCAUCUUGUGGAUUACAAGGAAGAACCCAUUUCAUUUUCCAGAUUGCCACUCCAAUGGAGUGAGGAUGAGAUCUCAGAUGAUUUGAGUAUUCAGCUAUUCUUACGUGGAACAGCAGAUGAUGGGCUUCAACAAAUCUAUAAGAAAGUCAUAGCAUGGAAGUUUGAACUUUCUUAUGUGCUGCCUGAGAUUUACUUGCUUUCCAAAGACAAAACUUGGAUAAAGCUUCUAAAGCCUAGGAAGAGUUUUGAGAGUACAAUUAAGACCAUCUUGAUCACAAUUCACUGCCUCCACUUCAUGAAAACAAAUCAAGAGGCAUCUAGAAAUGCUGUAUGGAACCACUUGUUGAAAGCUUUCAGCUUGUAUGAGAUCGAACCUUCUGAGAAUGAUCUUUUAGAUCAUUUGCCAUUAAUUAACGAAGCUGCAAUAAGAGACAAAGAGAUAGCAAAAUCUGAGUAUUUUGCUGCUCUUCUGGUGGAGCCUGGGAAAAGGAAAGCUUUCCAUGAGCAGGACAUUCAAACAACAAAGAAAUCUAAGUUUAUAGUUGAUUCUGCUGAUGAUGAUGAUGAUGAUGGUGAUGAAGAUGAUGAUGCUCAUGAAUUUGAUGAAAGGGUACUGUUUGAUUCUGUAUGUGCACUUUGUGACAAUGGCGGUGAACUUUUGUGUUGUGAGGGGAGGUGUACAAGAUCCUUUCAUGCAACUGUAGAUGCUGGAGCUGAUUCUCUUUGUGAAUCUCUUGGCUACACUGAUGCUCAAGUUGAAGCAUUUCAGAAUUUCCUCUGCAAGAAUUGUCAAUACCAGCGGCAUCAGUGCUUUGUUUGUGGCAUCUUGGGCUCUUCUAAUAAAUCUCCUGGUGCAGAGGUCUUCCCCUGUGUUUCUGCAACUUGUGGCCAUUUUUAUCAUCCAAAGUGUGUGGCAAAACUGUUUCACCCAUGUGAUGAAACUCAGGCAGAAGCAGUUCAGAAAAAAAUUGCUGCAGGAGAAUCAUUCAUAUGUCCUGCCCACAAAUGUUUUAUAUGUAAGCAAGGAGAAGAUAAAAAGGUUUAUGACUUGCAAUUUGCAUUGUGUAGGCGCUGUCCAAAGGCAUACCACCGAAAAUGCUUACCCAGGAAGAUUGCUUUUGAAGGUGAUGGUGAUAAAAAUAUCCACCAGAGGGCGUGGGAUGGUCUUUUGCCAAAUCGUAUAUUGAUAUAUUGCGUGGACCAUAAGAUCAUUCCACUGCUUGGGACUCCAGAAAGAAAUCAUAUUUUAUUUCCUGGUGUUGAUGGAAAAAAGAAGAGACACAGAAUAGAGUCACUAUCAGGAAAAGAGAAGGUGAUGGCAGAAAAGAGAAGUACAGUUUCUGUAAGUGUAACAGAAAGAACUGCAGCAAAGAUGCCAAAAAAGCUCGAGUAUGCUACUGUUACAGGUGGUGAAUCUCCCAAAGAACUUGAGAAAGGAUUUUUCAGACAAGGUUCUAUGUCAAAAGUCACUGAUGUCACCAUGAAAUCUUUGAGGACGAAUACUGUGUCUGUCCAGGCAAGAAUGUGUAAGCUUUCCACAACAGACAAAAACAAGUCAUCCUUUGGAAUUGAUCAUUCACUGCCGAUUAUGAGGUCAAAUACGGUUAUGCCUAAGCAGCAAAAUUUUCUCAGUGGUAAGACCAAGAGCACAAUAGCAGCUAUGCCUGUAAUGAAGAAAGUUUGCAUUACACAACCUUUAGGAGAUGAAGAAGAAAAGCGAAUAGUGGCAUUAAUGAAACGUUCAACUGCUUCAUUUAAUUUGGAAGAAUUCAUAAAAAACCAGGGAAUGUUAUCUAACAAUGCUGAUGCAUGCUCCUCAAGAUUUGUGGUGGACAAAACCAUGACAAAGGGCAGGGUGGAGGCCUAUGUGAGGGCUAUUCGAGCAGCCUUAAAGAAGUUAGAAGAAGGGUGUACUACCGGGGAUGCAAAAGAAGUAUGUGGACCAGAAAUUCUCCAACAGAUUGUCCGUUGGAAGGGAAAGCUGAAGGUCUAUCUUGCACCUUUUCUCCAUGGGAUGCGCUAUACAUCUUUUGGCCGCCAUUUUACAAAACUGGACAAGCUUAAGGAGAUAGUUGAUCGGCUCCACUGGUAUGUGCAAGAUGGGGACAUGAUAGUCGAUUUCUGCUGUGGUUCCAAUGAUUUCAGUUGCUUGCUGAGUAAAAAGCUUGAACAAAUGGGGAAGAGUUGCUCAUUCAGAAACUACGAUCUUAUCCAAUCUAAGAAUGAUUUCAAUUUCGAGAAGAGAGAUUGGAUGAGUGUCUGUGUAGAAGAAUUACCUGCAGGAUCUCAACUGAUCAUGGGGCUUAAUCCUCCUUUUGGGGUCCACGCAUCCCGUGCUAAUCAGUUUAUAGAAAAGGCUCUUAAAUUUAAACCAAAGCUCCUUAUUCUUAUUGUUCCACGAGAAACCAAACGACUAGAUGAGAAAAUCCCUCCAUAUGACUUAAUUUGGGAGGAUGGCGAGCUACUCUCUGGCAAGUCAUUUUACCUGCCUGGAUCGGUAGAUGUGCAUGAGCAGCAAAUGGAGCAGUGGAAUUGGAAGGCACCACCUCUAUAUCUUUGGAGUCGGUCAGAUUGGACUGCCCAGCACAAAGCAAUUGCACGAAAUCAUGGCCACUUAUCUAAGGAGCAAGCCGAAAAUGAUCAAAAAGCCGUCUCAAAUUACCUAAUGGAGGAGAAUCAAGAUUGUUAUGGUGAUUUCUCUGACAUAAUGGAUGGCUGUGGUGAUAUCUCUCGCAUAUUAGAUGAUGUUCCGGAAGAUUCUGAUGAUAAUGAAGGAGCUAGAGCAAAUGUCCCCAACAUGCAGCAGGAGAGCCCAUCUCCCUUGGUUGAUGGCUGUGGUGGGCCACCUCUCGAAAUUGAUGAGAUGUACAUGGACAUGGAACUGUCAACUCCUCCGAACUUCCCAUGUAAUGAUACACGUCUCAAAAGCUUGUCUGAAUGUCAACCAGAGGCGGGCCUUGAGACUUGGGCAGAAGCAAAUGCUGGUCAACGAGAUUUUGAAUACCUCCUCCAACCGAACCUUCAUGGACAUGGCUUGCAGUUUGGAACAGAAUACACAAUGUUCCAUACAGCUGUUCCAAAUGCCGUGGGAAGCAGUUACAACUGGUCAACGAGCACCAGUUAUGGUGUCGGCGGUAGAUCGCUCAAUGUCGGGGAUAAGCAUUCGGAUUAUGUCGAAUAUGCUGUGGAAAAUAUCCGUCAGAGCCGAUAUUGAGUGGAAAAUGUCUUCUCUUUUGACCUUGUUUCUUGUAGUUGUGUUGUGUUGCGUUGUAACUGAGGUGCAUUGAGAGUUGCUCACAUGCAGCAAAUGAACCUCAGGGUUGUGACAAGUUAAUUUAUAUUGUCUGCUAUGGUUGCAAUGAAAUCUUUAGAAGAGCUUGGU
Messenger RNA from Camellia sinensis, 3609 nucleotides. Its product is annotated as protein ENHANCED DOWNY MILDEW 2. The record is from RefSeq and is a predicted model, not a curated record. Lineage: Eukaryota; Viridiplantae; Streptophyta; Magnoliopsida; Ericales; Theaceae.